GAGCUAUCUAUAAAGCUCUUCACACAUGACGAAUCCUUACCUCAUGACCAUUUUGAUCUCAAUUUACACCAAGAGAAGUCGCAAUGGAAGACACCAUCCUCUUCGACUCGAUCACAUACUUUCUACUUUGCGACAUAACCAGUCUCUUUAAAGAAUUCCUUUACUGUUGUUUAGUGAUCAUCAAUCUUCUUUUCGCCGCGAUCAAGUUAAUCAUUCGAGACGAAUCUUUCGUCGAGGAGGAGGAAGAUGAAGAUGAGACGCUGCCACCCGAGCAAUGCCACAUAUGCAAGAGCCAGGAACUGACGUAUGAUGAUAUCAAAGUGGUGAUGAGCAGGCUUGGGAUGGGGGGUUGGAGAAGUGAUGGAGUGCUGGAUGGUGGAGAGGUUGACAAGUGCAAAGAAUGUGGACUGAUGGAAGGAAUUCAUAAGUUGUUGGAGGAGAAAGAAGCGAGUCUGGAGGAGUUAGAGGAGGCGUUCUACGUGUUCGACAGGAAUGAGGAUGGAUUCAUAAGCCCCAAGGAAUUAUGGAGCGUGCUGAGGAGGUUGGGAUUGGAGGGGAUGAGUCUGGGGGAUUGUGAGAGGAUGAUCGCAGUAUUUGAUGAGGAUGGUGAUGGGAGAAUUAAUUUCAGAGAGUUUAAGAGCUUGCUGGAGGGUGCUAGGUAACCCUUUCUUUCUUUUUUUUUUUUUUUUUGACAGCUCUAUACUCAGUUUGCAUGCCUUUUCCUUUUGUCAGUGCACAAAAUGUGCUUUACUUGUUCCUUUUUUCUCUGUUUUUGGGUUGUGUGUGUGUGUUUUAUUUCAGUAUCCUGCUGGAUAUGACUUUAUAGAUGUCGAGGAACAUUGAAACAAUUUCAGUGUUCUCCAUGGAAAGAGAGCAAGCUCAAAUUUAUAUGAUAAAAAGAAAUUGAUCAGAGAAGGUAGGGCAGAUGACAAACCUAUUAGCUGGGGAUUCCAUGAGUCUCCAUCGCCAAAUAACAUGUCAUUUAGCUUUCAGGAUGCAAAUGACUGGCACGUUACGAAUGUCUCACAAGAAUUCCUAUUCAGAGCCUUGAAUUAUUAAGGAUUUAAUGGCCAGCAUAUGAACCACACAAUUUUGUAGGGUAACUUCGUUGCAUGCUGAUAUCUUCAAAGAUUUACUCUUUU
Molecule: messenger RNA, 1142 nt
Organism: Elaeis guineensis (African oil palm)
Lineage: Eukaryota; Viridiplantae; Streptophyta; Magnoliopsida; Arecales; Arecaceae
Product: probable calcium-binding protein CML46
Molecular function (GO): calcium ion binding
Source: RefSeq, a predicted model, not a curated record